AUGGAUUUUGCCUUUCCGUGGCAUUUUUGCCAUGUUGGCGGGCUGAGAGUUCAUGAGAGCGGUUGGUGGCGCACCGUUGGCCUUUUCGUAGUGAGUAGCCGGCUCUCGGAGAGGGUGCGUCGGGGUGACCCCACUCGCAAUAAUGCGCCCGGGGCCUCACUGGUGGAUGAAGGCUUCCGCGAGCAACGGCGUGCCCGCGUUCAGUUCCAGGCGGUGCGGCAGCGGCUGGGAGUGGUGCAGCCGCUGCCCCGCCAAGGGGCCACUCGGGCAGAAGGUUUGGGCCACACGUGGGCGCGCUUGCGGCGGUGCCUGCGGCACAGGCGGCUGGUGGAAAAACGCAUUGCAGGCACUUGUCGGCGGAAGGUGCGAUCGGGCGGCUCCCCGGCACUGGGCGGAGCCUGGGGAGCUCUGGGGGCACCGCGCGCAAAAACCCCAGUGCCCUCGACAGCGCCCAGGCCGCCGUUGCGGGAGCGAGUCAACCAGGGCGCCCCCGGCCCCAGGUGCCGGAGGAUUGGAAAGCGUAGCGGAACGCGGCGCCCCCUGCGCCGAGGCACCUGUGCGCUGCGACGCUCAACGUGCCGGGGAGGUCCUGUUGAAGGCCGGGUUCUGCGCUGGGCGAUGCGGCGGCCGUCUGCGGCGCUCGCGCUGGCCUGCGCGCAUGGUCGUGGGGAGCGCCCUGGCUGCGCUCGGCCCGGCCCU
Trypanosoma rangeli is the source of this 699-nucleotide messenger RNA. RefSeq lists its product as uncharacterized. Lineage: Eukaryota; Euglenozoa; Kinetoplastea; Trypanosomatida; Trypanosomatidae. The record is from RefSeq and is a predicted model, not a curated record. The annotation marks the transcript as partial. The transcript has a single exon.